AUGCUAUCUCUGGAAGACGCCCAGCGCGGCAUGAGGCUGCUCAAGGAAGCGGGAAUGAAAAAGCUCAACUUUGCUGGUGGCGAGCCUUUCCUGUACCCCAACUUCCUGGGACCCCUUCUGCGUUGCGGAAAAGUCGACUUGAAGAUAGAAAGAAUCAGCAUCGUAUCAAACGGCUCCAAGAUCAAGGAGAAGUUCUUGCGCAAGCACGCAGCCUUUAUUGACAUCCUCGCUAUCUCCUGCGAUUCGUUCGACCCUAAUACUAACAUCCAGAUCGGAAGAGGCAAAGACGGGGACAACAUCAAGACCUUGACGAAAAUUGCCGGCUGGUGUAGAGAACUGGGCAUCAAGUUCAAGAUCAAUACGGUUGUCUCUGUAGUCUCAAUUAGAACGAAGACCUAUCUCAUCUAAUCACGCAAUUGCAGCCAUUCCGGUGGAAGGUGUUCCAGUGCUUGAUCGUUACCGGCGAGAAUGACAACGGGGAGCGAAAGCGCGAUGCCCGUUCGCUUCUCGUAAGUCAGCAGCAAUGGCAAACAUUCUGCGAUCAACACAAGCAUCUGGAGUGUUUUGUUCCUGAGAGCAAUGACAUGAUAAAAGGGAGCUACUUGAUCUUGGACGAGAGUAUGACCUUCCUGGAUAAAGGCGAUGGAGAGGAGAGAGCAAGGGAGAGUAUUCUAGAUGUUGGGGUGAAGACAGCCAUGAGUCAAGUACGGUGGGAGCAGACUACAUUUCUCACGAGAGGCGGGGUUUAUGAUUGGACCAAGGCACGUCCGAGCGAGGGAUGCGGCACACAGAACAAGGAAUUGGAGUGGUGA
Hymenoscyphus albidus is the source of this 812-nucleotide messenger RNA. Lineage: Eukaryota; Fungi; Ascomycota; Leotiomycetes; Helotiales; Helotiaceae. The record is from the annotation of a GenBank genome assembly.